Messenger RNA from Physella acuta, 814 nucleotides. RefSeq lists its product as uncharacterized. The record is from RefSeq and is a predicted model, not a curated record. Gene Ontology annotation, biological process: protein-phycocyanobilin linkage. Lineage: Eukaryota; Metazoa; Mollusca; Gastropoda; Physidae. Gene Ontology annotation, molecular function: lyase activity.
UUUUUAGUUGUUUUCAACUUGGUAUUCUGAACCUACACGCUACAGGUUCCCCUUCCAACAACAAGAUAUCUGACAAGGAUGACGUCCCUUUGGUGUCUAACAAUUUUGCUAUUGAUGACGUGUAGUACCAGUUCAGCAGACGACAAAAAUUUGGCAACUACAGUUUAUUCUGAUGCCUUUUUAAAACUUCUGAACCUUUUGAACGGCAACUUUUCUGACCAUCGGGUAGUCAAUGCUUUCAAGGCCAUGGAUGAUCCUGAUCUGGAGAUACCUUCUACUGUUUACUUUUAUAAUAUCCCAGUCGAGAUUCCAGCCAUGGCACCGGCGGUGACAUAUUUUACCGAGGAGUACUUUGAACACCACCUACGUCGACGUCUGAUCUUGGUAGUAUGGGAAGACCAGAAAGGGGAGAUCUACCUGCAGCCUUACAACAUCACGUCUCCUCCCAAUGAUAGAUCUAAACCGUUCUCAAUUGACCAAGUCAAGAAGUUGACCGCAAGUGACUUGACAACAAGAGAGGAGUGUAAGGUCAAGUUUCAGCGUAAAGGAACACAAACCUUCACAGCCCUCUGGCCUGACUGUACCGUCAAUGACAACGGGAUUGUGCCCAAUUUCCGACUGACCUACUCAUGUAACUCCGUGGUGGGAACUGCUACAGAUUCUGAUCAAACCGAGUACUCUCCCAUUCCAGUGGUUUUCACCAGAGAAGGGACGAGGUAUCCUUUCCCAUCAUACCUGAAUGAAGCCAAUGACAAAGUGGCCUGUUAGACAAACGUUCACGCAGAUAACUAUAAUAAAAGUUUUGACAUUAACA